This is a messenger RNA of Frankliniella occidentalis (western flower thrips), 2628 nucleotides long. Its product is annotated as hemicentin-1-like. Lineage: Eukaryota; Metazoa; Arthropoda; Insecta; Thysanoptera; Thripidae. Gene Ontology annotation, cellular component: neuron projection membrane. Gene Ontology annotation, biological process: synapse organization. Bases 16 to 495 code for a protein of 159 amino acids. The record is from RefSeq and is a predicted model, not a curated record. The transcript is spliced from 3 exons.
UUUCCACUAAAUACAAUGUUUGCUUGUCUUUCAGACUCCGACAGUCCAAGCAGGACGUCCACCGGGGCCUUCAAAAAUAAAGCGGCGCAAGCCAACAUCUCGGGCCCCGAGGAGGUGUUUGUGAAGAAGGGAUCCACCAUAAGUCUAACGUGCACCGUGAACGUGCAUUCCACGCCCCCGGGCUCGGUGCUGUGGUACCACGGCCCGUCCGUCGUGGACUUCGACUCGCCGCGCGGCGGCAUCUCGCUGGAGACGGAGCGCACCGAGAAGGGCACCACGUCCAAGCUGCUCGUGACCAGAGCGGAACUGUCCGACUCGGGCAACUACACCUGCGUACCGUCCAACGCCAACCCGGCGUCCGUCGGGGUCCACGUCCUCAACGGUGAGCACCCCGCCGCGAUGCAGAGGCCGUCGAACGCCUCGUCGUCGAGGUCGCGGUGCUCGGCCGCCCUCCUGGUGAUCGCGCUCGUCGCCGCGCUGCUCAGCGCCAGAUGAUGAAGCCCCGUCGCGGUACCGCCGCGCGCCCCCAGGGGGGUCGUGGAGAGGGUGCCGACGAGGAUGACCCCCCGGGGGCCGCCGGAGUACGCCGCCAUGCGAGACGACGCGGGGCGUCGAUUAGACUCCGCGCCCCGCCGCGCCGCCGCGUUGCCUCCGCGCGCCUCGAGGACCUCAAGGACUUGACACUGUUUCCUAACAAGUGCUGUUUUUUUCGGUCCCCUUCCCUCUAUCGCUCCUCUCGUCGAAAAGACCGGGGCGGCGAAAGCAAGAGAGAGAGCGAAAGUGAAGGGGACGUGAGUGAUGGGGCGAUCGGGAGGGGCGUGAGUGACGCUGCCUCCCGCCUCUCUCGCGCGAGGCGGCGCGAAAAUUAAGUCGCGAGUCGUGGUUCCGAGCGAGUUUCACCGCGGCGCGCCCGGACCCUGUUUGCGGUUGGGAACUCGUGCGCGCUAGCCGAGGCGCCAGCCGCCAGCUCUGUCCUCCCUCCGCCGUCCAGAGACACCCAGCUAACGGAGAGACAUUCGGACUUCACGGCCAGCGGGCAGGAGCCCGACCCCAGGCCAGGCUCCAGAUUGUGGUCAGUGAUAACUCCAAAGUCCGGGCCGACUUGCUGGCAGGGAUGCCGAUUUUCUGUUUUCGGUUUUCGGACACGUUCUGCUGUUCAGAAACUCGAAUUUUUGUUUUGCAGCGUAGGGUCACGUGAUAUUCUGCGAAGGUUUGAUCCAAGCUUGGCCGUGGUUGUGAUCGUACCUUUAAAUUCUUUUUUUUUUUCGGAGGGAGAAAGUGAAAAAAAUGAUCGCCUUAAUAUCGAUUCAAUGAAAGAUAAUGACUGCUGGUAUUUUGUAAGCUGAUGGCGCAAGGGCGCAAACUUAUCAAGGAGCUCGUUAAGAGCUGGUUAACAGGAUGUGAGAGUUAAUUUACUGUACCGAAAACCUCCUACGCUCUUAUUUUUGUCCUAAAUUGUUAAUGUAUUUACGUGCUCAAGUGCGCAUUGCUUUCCGCUCAUAGAUCGCCCUGGUCUUACGGCCUAAACGUCCACACCGGGUUUUAAUUGCUCAGGCUCAGAGGCUUUGUGAAGUGGAACCGCAACGCCUUUCGUUCAUCAACCUCUUGUGAAAGCGUAGGAUACCUUAGAACAAUACCGUAAAUAGAUUCAAUACAACACUUAGAGCCGAGCUGUCUAAGCGUGUGCGUGCAGGUGGUGUAAAAUGAAGACUUGGUGCUCUAGGUUUCUCUACGAUGCGCUGAGUCAUAGAAUGUGAUAGUCAAGGCAGAAUCGAGGGAAACGUCUAUUUUCGAUAUGAAACCAAAGAAAUUCACUUGAUUGUGUAUAUUGCAAUUUUGAAAAAUCACUUCGUGUAAUUGCAUUAACACUGGUUGCCUGCCACUGGGCAUGAGAGUGCGCAUAAAUUUACACAUCCGUUUCUACUCUUCUUUUUGCCCCAAUCAAGACUGCAUUUAAAAACAACUUAAGUCAUAGAUUUUAAAAGUUGUUUUGAAAUGGAGUGUUGAGAACGCUUUCCAUACUUUUGAUUUGGAACUACCGUUAUUUGUGUGUCCCAGUUCAGAUUAAGGCUGACCCCUUAAAUACUUAAAGCCCGUAUUUGGCUGCAGAUUACCUAUUAUUGCUCUCUCAUCCCAACCCUCUUACUCAGGUUUCCAGGUAUAAAUCAAUGUAAAUAAUAAUGUACUUAAGAAGAUAUUUUAUGUUUAUUGAAGAUUGUAUAAAAUUGAUAAAAUGUAAUAUAUUGUGUACAGAUAUUGAAGGAUACGAAUCGAGUGUGAAAGUGUGGGUGUCUUGUCUGAAUAUCUGUAUGAUGUACUACUUUUGUUUCUUGGUAUAAUUUUUCUCCCGUUUUAUACACUGAACGUUUUACUCACUUGCAUAACGAUCAUCUGUCCAGCCAAGAUAGCCUUAUCAUGAUAGGCUCACGUAGAAUAAGAAGGGCUGUCAAAAUCAAAAUGGAGUCUUAGCUAGCUCAUACAAAAUUUCGUUACUGGAAAGAAUGUUUGUUGAUUUGGAAAGAUCAAAAAAAUGAUAAAAAAAGGUUGCGUGUUACAAUAAAUUGUUUUGUAAUAUAAAGGUGAUCUCCCUGUAAAAAAAAUAAAAAUAAAUAACGUCUUCAAGGUUUA